This is a messenger RNA of Cricetulus griseus (Chinese hamster), 11229 nucleotides long. NCBI's taxonomy places the organism in Eukaryota, Metazoa, Chordata, Mammalia, Rodentia, Cricetidae. The record is from RefSeq and is a predicted model, not a curated record.
UAAAUACCUGGGCACAGGACUUCAAAGCAAACACAGAUUCCCCCUCCCCCUUAUAUUUAAGAAUUAAAAGAUGAUGAGAAAUAAGGACAAAAGCCAAGAGGAGGACAGUUCGCUACACAGCAAUGCAUCGAGAGUCAUCUGGAAUGCUUUCUCUUCUGAAGCUUUAAUGUACUGUUUGUUCAAAUAAUGAUUUGUUUCACAUUCCUUGAAGUAGUUUAUCAGUGACUGAAGUAAUAAAGCCUAUAAGAUAUUUUGGUUGUAUGACUGUAUCUUUAUCUUUAUUUAAAAAAUGUGCAUGCAUUUCUGAAUCUGUUAAGAAUUGUCAUGUCAUAAUUUUUAAAUCAUGCAGCUAACAAGGAUGUGAUUGGUUAUGUGAUCUUUUCCCAAUUUUGAUUUUAUUUUAUAACUUUGCAUAAAAUUCUUUUUCUAAAUUAAGCUUGUAAAUUUUGAGUAUGCUUUAUUACAAAUGAUGAAUUUUGCUUUUGACUAAAAAUAGUUUUGAAUCUUUUAAAAGCACAUUUUCGAGUUCCUUUGCAAAUUGAGUUGUUACAAUUUUGGAUCUUUUGAGUUGCCUGUGUAAUUAUUGAGUUAUAUGUAGAACAAAAAACACUUGUAAUGCAAAACUAGCUUUCUGGAAAGUAAUAAUUUGAAGGUAUAGGAAGCUCCAGAUAUAUUUGACAAUUAUGAAAGACCCAGUAUUAAAGUUGUUACUCCCUUGAGUAUAUGAUUUGCAUAUUCUCACCAGGGUUUUGGCUUUCUUAAGCAGGUUUCUGGUUUCAUUGAUCAGACGAUGCUCUCUAACUCAUCUCAAAGUGCUGCCUUUGAAUAAACUUUUACUUUUAUCUGGGAUAUGACUGCGGCAUUGUCAUGCAUUUGAUUUCUUUUGUCAAUAAGAAGCAUGUUUUUAAUGCUUUUGCCAAUUAUACUUUAAAAUCAUAUACUUGAUGGAUGUUCAAAUAUUCUAGAAUCCUGAAAGAGGGAGUUACUUUUAAAUUACUGUUACUUUUAAGUUAUAUACAUUAUUAAUGCAUGUACAUAGUUAUGACAUCACUUCCUUUAAAGAUUGUAAAGCUUAAAGAAUGUUUGUGUUGUUUUGGUACAGUAGGCUAUUUCUGGUGAACUGAAAUUGAAUUGCCUCUGUUUACCUGGUUCCUGUGAUAUCAGUAGGUUGCCUAAAGGGAGGCUAAAGUUUUGAAGUACAGUGUUCAGGGAACAUCACUGAAAUCACCUUUUGCACCCUGAUUCUGCAGGGGAGGAAAGGAAUUGCCUUCAGGUUAAGUAAACUUCAGAAUGAGAAUCACUUGAGAACAAGUUUUAAGUAAAGUUUUUCCCCCUGUUUUGAAAACAAGUGCUAUAACUUACUACUGAUUAAGUGUAUUCUUGUAUUCUUUUGUAGUUAAUGCUGAAUUCUAAUUUGCUUUGUAUAUCAUGAUUUUUGGAGAUUAAAAAUUACUUUUUCGAAUGUAAUUUUAAACAAUUUACAUUUCUAAUUUCUAAACACAACGGUUUUAGUGAUGGACACAAAGUAUGCCACAUACUUACCUAAGUUAUAUCCACGAGUGUUAACUAGGGGGGAAGAAAAUGCACAUGGAACCGUGUGAACACACUUCUGUGUUCUAAGACACGGCAUUUAUAAACUCAAAAUUAAAUCUAUAUCCAAAGUCGUUUGCCUUUGAGCCAUAUUUUGAUAUCCGGAGGUGUGAGUACAAUUUUCACGUUUUCAGGAGCCCUUAGCCUUGUAAGGCUGGGGAUGAUUAGAAACGGCAUUUGCAGUGCUUGUGGACUGGAAUAAGCAGUUUUAAGUGGCAGCCAUUUUAUGACGCUGAUAAUACUUUUAAAAAUCGGAUUUUUAAGAAGGCUGAAAAAUGAAUCGAAGUCCUGAAUAUCAGAAUAUCCCUUUCCCCACGUUCCCAUUGGUACUCUGGUGAUGAAUUAAGGGGCAGCUCGGUAGCUGGCGCAGGGAGCAGCUCUCGGAGGCUCUGGCAUCUUGGUGCACGGCCAGCUCAGUCACAAAAUGGCUGUUCCUUUGUGCCGCAGCGCUGACAGACAUACUGCAUUGCACUGUGUACUCGCCAAACAGCAGGAAGUUGCCGUGCCGAGUUCAAAGGCCGGCCGGCGCUGGCGGCGGGUGCUGAUUGGCUGUGUUCACGCCUGGUAACAGCAGGGUCAACGGCGGCGCCGCUGGUCUGUUCCCGCCCCCUGACGUCAGUCGCGGUGGGCGGGAGAACGCGGUGACGCGUGGCCUCGUGCGCCGGUCGGCUGCUUCCUCUGGGCUCGCAUAGUGCCGGGGGCGGGACAGAGGAAGGGAAUUUUGGCCGGGACUUUCCGGUGGGCGGCUUCUUUCCGGACCGAUUUUGAUCCUUGCAGUCCUCAGGCCUCGCCUGUAGUGGUCCACACCACACCCUACAGAGUGUUUUCUAGAGCCCAUUCCUGGAAUAGUUGUCCUCUUUUGGAGAAAAGACAGUGUAAUCGUAAAUCUCCUAAUAGUAGUCUGCUAGGUUUUUAUUUAUAAUUUUCGGGUUUUUUUUUAAUAUUCCGCUGCGGUUUUUUUUCCGUUUAUUUCCUUGUUCUUUGUAAAGAGAUUAGUGAGUUUCGUUUUCCCAUUGGUUGAAAGCAGUUUAGUGUGAGUGGAAUGUUUUUAAUUCAAAGGCCUUAACGGGUGUUUAAGCACUGUGUCAUUCAUGGCUCAUAAACCUGGUGAAGAGCAUUUGAGCUUGUCCCCGUGCAUUUUUACUUGGUAUCAAACAUUUUCUCAAUUGCCAUUUGAGGAAGAAAAACUCAGUCAUUCAGCCUCUGAAGAAGCUUCGGGUUCAGACUCUGGCAGUCAGUCGGAAAGUGAGCAGGGCAGCGAUCCCGGCAGCGGACAUGGCAGCGAGUCCAAUAGCAGUUCUGAAUCUUCCGAGAGUCAAUCAGAAUCUGAGAGUGAAUCAGCAGGUUCCAAAUCCCAGCCAGUCCUUCCAGAAGCCAAAGAGAAGCCUGCCUCUAAGAAGGAACGGAUAGCUGAUGUGAAGAAGAUGUGGGAAGAAUAUCCUGAUGUUUAUGGGGUUAGGCGGUCAAACCGAAGCAGACAAGAACCAUCACGAUUCAAUAUUAAGGAAGAGGCAAGUAGCGGGUCUGAGAGCGGGAGUCCAAAAAGAAGAGGCCAGAGGCAGCUGAAAAAACAAGAAAAAUGGAAACAGGACCCCUCAGAAGAUGAACAUGAACAAGGCACCAGUGCAGAGAGUGAACCAGAGCAAAAGAAAGUAAAAGCUAGGAGACCUGUUCCCAGAAGAACAGUGCCCAAACCUCAAGUUAAAAAGCAACCUAAGACUCAGCGGGGAAAGCGGAAAAAGCAGGAGUCUUCUGAUGACGAUGACGACGAUGAUGAAGCUCCCAAAAGGCAGACUCGACGAAGAGCUGCUAAAAAUGUGAGUUAUAAAGAAGAUGAAGACUUUGAGACUGAUUCAGAUGAUCUCAUUGAAAUGACUGGAGAAGGAAUUGAUGAACAGCAAGAUAAUAGUGAAACAAUUGAAAAGGUCUUAGAUUCAAGACUGGGAAAGAAAGGAGCCACUGGAGCAUCCACCACUGUAUAUGCUGUUGAAGCUAAUGGAGAUCCUAGUGGCGACUUUGACACUGAGAGGGAGGAAGGUGAAACCCAGUACCUCAUCAAGUGGAAGAGCUGGUCUUACAUCCAUAGUACAUGGGAGAGUGAAGAAUCCUUACAGCAACAGAAAGUGAAGGGCCUAAAAAAGCUGGAGAACUUCAAGAAGAAAGAGGAUGAAAUCAAACAAUGGUUAGGAAAAGUUUCUCCAGAAGAUGUUGAAUAUUUCAAUUGCCAACAGGAACUGGCAUCAGAGUUGAAUAAACAGUAUCAGAUAGUAGAAAGAGUAAUAGCUGUGAAGACAAGUAAAUCUACAUUGGGCCAAACAGAUUUUCCAGCUCACAGUCGGAAGCCGGCACCUUCAAAUGAGCCUGAGUAUCUAUGCAAAUGGAUGGGAUUGCCUUAUUCAGAGUGUAGCUGGGAAGAUGAAGCCUUGAUUGGAAAGAAAUUCCAGAACUGUAUCGACAGCUUCCACAGUCGGAACAACUCCAAAACCAUUCCAACAAGAGAAUGCAAGGCACUAAAGCAAAGACCACGAUUUGUAGCUUUAAAGAAGCAGCCAGCAUACUUAGGAGGGGAGAAUCUGGAGCUCCGGGAUUAUCAGCUAGAGGGUCUCAACUGGCUUGCUCACUCCUGGUGCAAAAGUAACAGUGUAAUCCUUGCUGAUGAAAUGGGCCUAGGAAAGACCAUCCAGACCAUAUCAUUUCUCUCCUACCUGUUCCACCAGCACCAACUCUAUGGACCCUUUCUUAUAGUUGUCCCAUUAUCCACCCUCACUUCAUGGCAGAGGGAGUUUGAAAUCUGGGCACCAGAGAUUAACGUAGUGGUUUACAUAGGUGACCUGAUGAGCAGAAAUACGAUAAGGGAAUAUGAGUGGAUUCAUUCUCAAACCAAAAGGUUGAAGUUCAAUGCACUUAUAACAACAUAUGAGAUCCUCUUAAAAGAUAAGACCGUGCUGGGCAGUAUUAACUGGGCCUUCCUGGGAGUAGAUGAAGCCCAUCGGUUGAAGAAUGAUGACUCUUUAUUGUAUAAAACUCUGAUUGAUUUCAAGUCCAGCCAUAGGCUACUGAUCACGGGCACCCCUCUUCAGAAUUCCCUCAAGGAACUUUGGUCCUUGCUGCACUUUAUUAUGCCGGAGAAGUUUGAGUUCUGGGAAGAUUUUGAAGAAGACCAUGGAAAGGGGAGAGAGAAUGGCUAUCAGAGUCUUCAUAAGGUACUAGAGCCUUUCCUUCUUCGGAGAGUCAAAAAAGAUGUGGAGAAAUCCCUUCCUGCCAAAGUGGAGCAGAUCCUCAGGGUGGAGAUGUCAGCCCUUCAGAAACAGUAUUAUAAAUGGAUCCUAACCAGGAAUUACAAGGCUCUUGCCAAAGGAACAAGGGGCAGCACAUCUGGCUUUCUUAAUAUUGUGAUGGAACUGAAAAAAUGCUGCAACCACUGCUACCUGAUCAAAGCUCCAGAGGAAAAUGAGAGGGAGAACGGCCAGGAGGUCCUGCAGUCCCUAAUCAGGAGCAGUGGAAAGCUGAUUCUGCUAGAUAAACUGUUGACAAGACUCCGUGAAAGGGGGAACAGAGUCCUUAUAUUCUCUCAGAUGGUGAGGAUGUUGGAUAUUCUGGCUGAGUACCUGACUAUCAAACACUAUCCUUUCCAGCGCCUGGAUGGUUCUAUCAAGGGAGAAAUCCGAAAGCAGGCAUUGGAUCACUUCAAUGCAGAUGGUUCUGAGGACUUCUGCUUCCUGCUCUCCACGAGGGCUGGUGGCCUGGGAAUCAAUCUGGCUUCAGCGGACACAGUUGUCAUCUUCGACUCUGACUGGAACCCCCAGAACGACUUGCAGGCACAGGCCCGGGCACAUAGAAUCGGUCAGAAGAAGCAGGUGAAUAUUUACCGUUUGGUUACAAAGGGAACUGUGGAAGAGGAGAUCAUAGAACGGGCCAAAAAGAAGAUGGUGUUGGACCAUCUGGUGAUUCAGCGCAUGGACACUACUGGCAGGACAGUCCUUGAAAACAACUCAGGGAGAUCCAACUCUAAUCCUUUUAAUAAAGAAGAGCUGACUGCUAUCUUGAAAUUUGGAGCAGAGGAUCUCUUCAAGGAAAUUGAAGGAGAAGAGUCAGAGCCUCAGGAAAUGGAUAUAGAUGAAAUUUUGCGCUUAGCUGAAACCAGAGAGAAUGAAGUAUCAACUAGUGCCACAGAUGAGCUUCUGUCACAGUUUAAGGUUGCCAACUUUGCAACGAUGGAAGAUGAAGAGGAGCUAGAAGAGCGUCCUCACAAGGACUGGGAUGAAAUCAUUCCAGAAGAGCAAAGGAAAAAAGUAGAGGAGGAAGAACGACAGAAAGAGCUAGAAGAAAUUUAUAUGCUGCCUCGAAUCCGUAGUUCCACUAAAAAGGCUCAGACAAAUGACAGCGAUUCUGACACAGAGUCUAAGAGGCAGGCCCAGAGAUCUUCUGCUUCCGAGAGUGAGACGGACGAUUCUGAUGAUGAUAAGAAGCCAAAGCGCAGAGGGCGCCCCCGAAGUGUGCGCAAAGACCUGGUGGAGGGUUUUACAGAUGCAGAGAUCCGAAGGUUCAUCAAGGCUUAUAAGAAGUUUGGUCUCCCUCUUGAAAGGCUGGAGUGCAUAGCACGUGAUGCUGAGCUAGUGGAUAAGUCUGUGGCAGACCUGAAACGCCUAGGGGAACUGAUUCAUAACAGCUGUGCGUCAGCAAUGCAGGAAUAUGAAGAACAGCUGAAAGAAAAUGCCAGCGAAGGGAAAGGACCAGGCAAGAGAAGAGGCCCUACAAUCAAAAUCUCUGGGGUUCAGGUUAAUGUGAAGUCCAUUAUCCAACACGAAGAAGAGUUUGAGAUGCUGCAUAAAUCUAUCCCUGUGGACCCUGAGGAAAAAAAAAAAUACUGCUUAACCUGCCGGGUCAAAGCGGCACAUUUUGAUGUCGAGUGGGGCGUGGAGGAUGAUUCUCGUCUGUUGCUUGGGAUCUAUGAACAUGGUUAUGGAAAUUGGGAGCUAAUUAAGACAGACCCAGAGCUAAAGCUCACUGAUAAAAUUCUACCAGUGGAGACUGAUAAAAAGCCUCAGGGGAAACAGCUGCAGACCCGAGUGGACUACUUGCUGAAGCUGCUCAGGAAGGGUCUGGAGAAGAAGGGCACUGUGACCAGUGGGGAUGAGACUAAACUAAAGAAGCGGAAGCCUCGAGUAAAGAAGGAAAACAAAGUUCCCAGGCCGAAGGAUGAGCACGGGCUUGAGCUUUCGUCUCCUAGACACUCAGACAACCCGUCUGAAGAGGGAGAAGUGAAGGAUGAUGGCUUAGAAAAAAGUCCAACGAAAAAAAAGCAGAAGAAGAAAGAAAACAAAGAGAACAAAGAGAAACCAGUGAGUUCUCGAAAGGACAGGGAAGGAGACAAAGAAAGGAAGAAGUCCAAGGACAAAAAAGAGAAGGUUAAAGGUGGUGAUGCGAAGUCUUCAAGUAAAUCAAAGCGAUCUCAGGGUCCCGUCCACAUUACAGCAGGAAGUGAACCUAUUCCCAUUGGGGAGGAUGAAGAUGAUGAUCUGGACCAGGAAACCUUCAGCAUUUGCAAAGAGAGGAUGAGGCCAGUGAAAAAGGCACUGAAACAAUUGGACAAACCUGACAAAGGACUCAAUGUGCAAGAACAACUGGAACACACCAGGAACUGCCUGCUUAAAAUUGGAGACCGUAUAGCCGAGUGCCUUAAAGCAUAUUCAGACCAGGAGCACAUCAAAUUGUGGAGGAGGAACCUAUGGAUUUUUGUUUCCAAGUUUACAGAAUUUGAUGCACGAAAACUACAUAAGUUAUAUAAGAUGGCUCAUAAGAAAAGAUCUCAAGAGGAGGAGGAACAAAAGAAGAAAGAUGAUACGCUUGGUGGUAAGAAACCAUUUCGACCAGAGGCCUCGGGCUCAAGCCGGGAUUCUCUGAUAUCUCAGUCCCAUACCUCACACAACCUUCAUCCUCAGAAGCCUCAUUUGCCUGCCUCCCAUGGUCCACAGAUGCAUGGACAUCCAAGAGAUAACUACAGUCACCCCAACAAGAGACACUUUAGUAAUGCAGAUCGAGGAGACUGGCAGAGGGAAAGAAAGUUCAACUAUGGCGGUGGUAACAAUGCCCCCUGGGGCAGUGACCGACACCAUCAGUAUGAGCAGCACUGGUACAAGGAUCACCAUUAUGGUGACCGGAGACAUAUGGACGCCCACCGUUCUGGAAGCUACCGACCUAAUAACAUGUCCAGAAAGAGACAGUAUGAGCAGUACAGCAGCGACCGAGACCACCGGGGACACAGAGACUAUUAUGACAGGCACCAUCAUGACUCUAAGCGAAGGAGAUCAGAUGAUUUUAGGCCCCAGAAUUACCACCAGCAGGAUUUCCGACGAAUGUCUGACCACCGACCCACGAUGGGUUAUCACGGCCAGGGACCCUCAGACCAUUACCGCUCUUUCCACACAGACAAGUUGGGGGAAUAUAAACAGCCCCUGCCCUCAUUGCACACUGCAGUCUCAGACCCUCGCUCACCCCCUUCCCAGAAAUCUCCCCAUGAUUCCAAGUCACCCUUAGAUCACAGAUCUCCUUUGGAGAGAUCACUAGAACAGAAAAACAACCCAGAUUAUAACUGGAAUGUUCGGAAAACAUAAAGGACAACUCCGAAACGGGAGAGAUCACAUGAGUCAUCAAGCACUUGGACGUUUUGGUCUGGUCCAGCAGUGGCCAGUGGUCAGGCUGGUGAGCAGAGGUUUUAGAUACGCGGCUGCUGAAUCUACUAACUGGCAGCUGAAGGAGCACUUCAAGGAGUUGGAAGCCUUCGUCUGCUGCUUUGGUUUGGUCUCCACUCCUGCACUUUGGCACCCCAUCCCAUCCUAGCCCAUUGUGGCUUCCCACCUCCGUGGGUGCUAGGAGGAAGAGGUGACUUUAUGUACCAGCUUCAUUGGGCUGCUUCCCCUGUGAAGGAAUCGGGGAUGUUGAGAGGCAAUGAAUGUUGAAUUCAGCAUGAGUGACCAGGGCAAGGACCUGCUGGACAGUGUGUGAUUGGUUCACUAUGAUAUGAGGGAUGCUGCUGAUGGGAUGUGGGAGGUCACAGGGUGGGUUUCACACUGCUAGACUUGAAAGGGGAACGGGUAAACCCCUCAGAUGUGUUCUUGGGAGAAUUGAUACACUUGGUCUCAUUAUGUGACAUGGGGUGGGGAUGAAGACACAGGAAAUAACUUCUACCAUGGCCUCCUCCCUGCCAACACUAAUUUUUCCCAUACUAUCUUUGUACAUUUCAAAGGUUUGAUCUUCUGGUGGAGUCCGUUUUCCCUCUUUGUCAGGGGAAGUUGGAUCCCUCUGGCUGAUUUUAGAAUACUGUGACUUUGGCGUCAUCGAUGCCAGCAUGGGAGUUUGGUGUCAUUGAUGCCAGCGUGGGUCUUACUUGUUUGGGGAAUGGGUUGUGUUGGUGUAGGGGUAGAGAUGGGGGGGUUGGGGUGGUGUAAGCAGGAAAUAGGAAUCCCUGGUGGGUUUCUGAUUCCUGUGUUGAGAAGGGAAGUCACAGGUCCUGGAGAUGGAAAUGGAGGUGGCCUGCUAAUGAGAUGCCUGCUGGUGAGCCCAGUUGCAGAUUGGGGUGGGAGGUGGAUUCCUAAUGUGGGCAUUGGUAGUGCCAGCCAGCAGGGAGCUUUCAGUAUUGCAAUGCGUCAGUGAAUGUAGUUGCAUCUUAGUUCCUUUACACAGCGGGAAGAGGCAGGCUAUACAGACCCAAACAUCUGGACAGUUGAGGUGUAGUCAGGUGACAAUAGCUACCUGAGGUGGUUACGUUUCCAUUGCCAGUUGGGGUUCAGUAGAAUCUGACCUUGUUUCUUUAAGAUCUAUAGAGUAUAAAACUAAGUUAAUUUUUCCCCAAAUCCCAAGCAUCCAUGACUGGGGUAGCUGAACUGUAAGAUGGCAGGAGGCCUGAUAGAGUCAGAUUAGAUCGGGUUGUGGGGGUUGAUGGGUUUGCAUCAUUGAAUGGCUUUUCUCAGUAUAUGGAUAACUGGGUCAGGCCUUUGGUUUUACUCACUUUCAGUAUAGCUUGCCAGUAUUGUUAGGCUAUCCAAAGCCUUUCUAGAUGGAGACAGGAAAACUGACUUGAACAUAUGGUAUGGUGUGCCUCUAUAAGAGUUCAGACUCGUUCUGAGUUGAUGAAAAGUCUUGUUUUGGAUAUACACAGAAUUUGGCUCUCUGAAUCUCCCUUGGGGAUGGUGUGGGCAGUACCAAUAAUGACUUUCCCAUGACAAGUUUGAGUUGUGUCCUUGAGUGCAUCAUUGGGUCAUGGCAUGGCUGUGAUGGGCCAUUGCUUCUGCUACUUAGAGCCAUGGACCUGGCUGUGCUGAGUCAGCCCAUGUGGUUAGUACUCAGUAGACCACCACCUUCUUGACUUCUCACGGCACUUGAGUCCUUCACCCUGACCAUGUGCAUGCAUGACUUGCAGUAGAGCCCACUGACUACACUCGAGUCCCCUGACUGUAGUCUCCUGCCUGGUGGCCUGCCAUGACUCCUCAGUUGAAGGCUGAAAGUCAGGUCUACUUUGGCCAUACAGUGAAAAGUAAACUAUAUAGACGGAGCUUCUUGCUGAUAACAUGGACACUAAUCUGUUUGGCCUGCUGAGCAAUUUUGGUGCUGGGGGUGCAACAAGAACAGGAGGUGCCCCUGUGGAAGGUGGAGGCCUUGCCUUUCCAUACUUACCUAGGUCUGUCUUUCUUUCAACUGGUUAAUAGAAGUUACAAGUUAUUCUCAAAGACAUCUCAUCAUGAGGAAAAAGGAACUUCCUUUUGUUCACAUUCAGGAUUAAAGUGCCAUAAAAUGUAGCAAAAGGCAAUAUUGGCCAGAUCAGUGUUACAUUGAUUCUAAGAGUACAGUGUCUCCCAUCAAACAUGUGAUUUAGGUGUUGAAGUGUAUUUGAAGAGAGGGUUGGGAGAAAGGAGGCAUUCCUCUUGCUUUAAACCAGUAUGUGCAUCAUACGCUUACAACAGGAAUUUGCACAGGAAUUUGGGAGAAGCUGCCAGUGGAGUUUGGAGUUGUGUUUGAACCUAGCUUUGGGCAGCUCAUUGUUGAAGAAAUGGCAGGGCUUGAGGAAAGAGUGAGUGUUGCCAAGGCCUGAAGUACUGUGAUGCACUGUGACCCUAGAAAAGGAAGGUGAACUCUCUGCUGAUCACUGUGUCCUCAUUGGCCAGCCUGCAGGAGCCCAAUCUCAUGGUCUUUCCUUGGACUCUGUGUAGUCAUUCCUUAAGCCCCGCAAAGGGAACACAAACAUUUCUCACUGUGCUGCUGGUGUUCUGACCUGGUGUGGCUGCAGCUGCAUCAGGCUUUGCAGAGUCAAGUGUUCACACACAGCAACACUGAAAUCCUAUAGACCAAAACCCACUUGUCAGCAGGAACCGUGUCUGGGCCCAGCACCUGUGGUCUUCUAGCUCACCUUUGACCAGCUGUGUUGGGUGAAGAGAGCCAUGCCAAGGGUCCAGGCUGCUUUAGUCCAUCUGUGCCCUACCCAUUUGGGGACAGGUGGUUUUUCUUGUAAACUUGUGGACUUUUGAAACCUGUUGACUAAACAGUAAUUAAUUUAUAUUUGUGAAAAAUGCCACUGUCCUAGUGAUUUCUGAUGUAAAUAAUGUUGUUUAUAUAGUAUGUAUUAAAUUUUCCUACAUUGUAAAA